Delphinapterus leucas (beluga whale) is the source of this 7586-nucleotide messenger RNA. Lineage: Eukaryota; Metazoa; Chordata; Mammalia; Artiodactyla; Monodontidae. The record is from RefSeq and is a predicted model, not a curated record.
ACUCCAAGGAGAAAUUUCUUUUAACUAUUUUGCUCUGUUCCACUAUUCAUUCAUGUAUGCAUUCAUUCUUUCAUUCAUGUAUUUAGCAAACAUAAUGCAGCAUUAAGUGCCAGACAUUGUCUUUUAUGAAGACACACAAGACCCUGCUCUCUUGAAGCUUACGUUUUCAUGCAGAAUAGAUGUAAAACAAGUAAGCACGUAAACCAGAAGCACAUAAAUGAUCAACAAGAUAAUUUCUGAUGGUGCUUAAGGCUAUGAAAGAAAUAAAGCAGAGUAGUCUAGUGCAGAGUACAUAUACCUCUCUGUGCCUCAGUUGACUCAUCUGUAAAAUGGAAAUGAUAAUAGAGGUCUACAAUUCCAAAAUCCCCUAACUGAAAGCUUUGUCAUAAUUCAGUUGAUGGUAAGCACGACUUGAUCUGAACUCAUUUGGAAGUGCAUCUUGACCUGAACCGUAUUAUGUAGUAGUAGUAGUAGUUGUUGUUGUUCUUCUUCUUUUUUUUAAAUCCCACUUAGAGUGGACAGUCCUGUGCUUCACUGCACAUAUUUUUUGUGUGUUUGAUUAUGAGAUGCUGCCCCAGACUCCAGUUGGAGUAUUACAUAAUACGAGGUACAUGCAUCAUAUUACCUUCUAUGAUCCGAAAAAUUCUGAGUUCCAAAACACAUCUAGGUCCAAAGGCUGUGGAUAAGGGAUCGAAGACCUCAUGCAGUUAUUAUGAGGAUUAAAUGAGUUCAUAUAUGUAAAGCACUGAAACCGUUGCCCAGCAUAUGGUAAAUGCUACCUAAGUUACCUACUGUUCCUGCCUUUAUCACUAUUCUUACAUGGGAGGGUAUUUAGAAAAGUUGCCUAGAGACGGCCUCUCUGAGGAUGUGUCAUUUAAGCAGACAGCCAAGGGAUGAGAAUGACCUGGCUGUGGGAAGAGGAGGAGAAAGAUAACUUCGGGAAGACGGAACAGCAAGUGCCAAGACUGGCUCAAGUGCAGAACAGAAAACAGGCCGGAUGUCUGGUGUUUCUAAUGUGGACCUCGAAGAGACAAUUUCUCAUCCUUUUUAACAUGAUCCUAAUUUCCGAACUCCUUGGGGCUAGAUGGUUUCCUAAAACUCUGCCCUGUGAUGUCACUCUGGAUGCUCCAAACGCCCAUGUGAUCGUGGACUGCACAGACAAGCAUUUGACAGAAAUUCCUGGAGAUAUUCCCACCAAUGCCACCAACCUCACCCUCACCAUUAACCAUAUAGCGGGUAUCUCUCCAGCGUCCUUCUACCGGCUGGACCACCUGGUAGAGAUCGAUUUCAGAUGCAACUGUGUACCUGUUCGACCGGGGCCAAAAGACAAUGUGUGCACCAGAAGGCUGCAGAUUGAACCCAGCAGCUUUAGUAAACUCAUUUAUUUAAAAUCUCUUUACCUGGAUGGAAACCAGCUUCUAGAAAUACCUCAGGAUCUUCCUCCCAGCUUACAGCUGCUGAGCCUUGAGGCCAACAACAUCUUUUCGAUCAUGAAAGAGAACCUAACAGAACUGGCCAACCUAGAAAUACUCUACCUGGGCCAAAACUGUUACUAUCGCAAUCCUUGUAAUGUUUCGUUUUCCAUUGAAAAAGAUGCUUUUCUAAAUAUGACAAAUUUAAAAUUGCUCUCCCUAAAAGAUAACAAUAUCUCAGCUGUCCCCACUAUUUUGCCACCUACUUUAACUGAACUCUAUCUUUAUAACAACAUCAUUGCGAAGAUCCAAGAAGAUGAUUUUAAUAACCUCAAUCGACUGCAAGUUCUUGACCUAAGUGGAAAUUGCCCUCGUUGUUAUAAUGCUCCGUUUCCUUGUACACCCUGUGAAAAUAAUUCUCCCCUACAGAUCGACCUAAAUGCUUUUGAUGCAUUGACAGAAUUACAAAUUUUACGUCUACACAGUAACUCUCUUCAGUAUGUGCCCCAAAGAUGGUUUAAAAACGUUAACAAACUUAAAGAACUAGAUCUUUCCCAAAACUUCUUGGCCAAAGAAAUUGGGGAUGCCAAAUUUUUGCAUCUUCUCCACAACCUUGUCCAAUUGGAUCUGUCUUUCAAUUAUGAACUUCAGGUCUAUCAUGCAUUUAUGAAUCUGUCAGACGCAUUUUCUUCACUGAAAAACUUGAAAGUUUUGCGGAUCAAAGGCUAUGUCUUUAAAGAGCUGAGAAGUUCAUACCUCUCCCCAUUACAUAAUCUUUCCAAUCUUGAAGUUCUUGAUCUUGGCACUAACUUUAUAAAAAUUGCUGACCUCAGCAUAUUUAACCAAUUUAAAACAUUGAAAUUCAUAGAUCUCUCAGUGAAUAAAAUAUCACCUUCAGGAGAUUCAAGUGAAGAUGGCUUCUGCUCUAACAUGAGAACUUCUGUAGAAGGUCAUGGGCCGCACGUCCUUGAAGCAUUACAUUAUUUCAGGUAUGAUGAAUUUGCAAGGAGUUGCAGGUCCAAAAGCAAAGAGCCUCCUUCUCUCUUGCCUCUUAAUGAAGAUUGUUACAAGUAUGGGCCGACCUUGGACCUAAGUGGAAAUAAUAUAUUUUUUAUCAAGUCUUCUGAGUUUCAGCAUCUUUCUUUCCUCAAAUGCCUAAACUUAUCGGGAAAUACCAUUAGCCAGACGCUUAAUGGUAGUGAAUUUCAGCCUUUAGUGGAGUUGAAAUAUUUGGACUUCUCUAACAAUCGGCUUGACUUACUCUACUCAACGGCAUUUGAGGAGCUACGCAACCUGGAAGUCCUAGAUAUAAGUAGUAACAGCCAUUAUUUUCAAUCAGAAGGAAUAACUCACAUGCUAAACUUCACCAAGAACCUCAAGGUUCUGAAGAAACUGAUGAUGAACAACAAUGACAUCGCCACCUCCACCAGCAGGACCAUGGAGAGCGAAUCUCUUAAAAUUCUGGAAUUCAGAGGCAAUCAUUUGGAUAUUUUAUGGAGAGAUGGUGAUAACAGAUACUUAAAACUCUUUAAGAGUCUGCUGAGCUUAGAGGAAUUGGACAUCUCUGAAAAUUCCCUGCGUUUCUUACCUAGUGGAGUUUUUGAUGGUAUGCCUCCAAAUCUGAAGACUCUCUCCUUGGCCAAAAAUGGGCUCACGUCUUUCAAUUGGGGAAGACUCCAGUACCUGAGCAAUCUAGAAACGUUGGACCUCAGCUACAACCAACUGAAGACUGUCCCUGAGAGAUUAUCCAACUGUUCCCACAGCCUCAAGAAACUCAUACUUAAGAACAAUCAAAUCAGGCACCUGACAAAGUAUUUUCUACAAGAUGCUUUCCAGUUACGACAUCUGGACCUGAGCUCAAAUAAAAUCCAGGUUAUCCAAAAGACUAGUUUUCCAGAAAACGUCCUCAACAAUCUGAACAUUUUGUUUUUGCAUCACAAUCGGUUUCUGUGCAACUGUGAUGCUGUGUGGUUUGUCUGGUGGGUUAACCAUACAGAGGUGACGAUUCCUUACUUGGCCACAGAUGUGACUUGUAUGGGACCAGGAGCACACAAGGGCCAGAGUGUAGUGUCUCUGGAUCUAUAUACCUGUGAGUUAGAUCUGACUAACUUCAUCCUGUUCUCACUUUCCAUAUCGGCAGCUCUCUUUCUGAUGAUGAUCACAACAGCAAACCAUCUCUAUUUCUGGGAUGUGUGGUAUAGUUACCAUUUCUGUAAGGCCAAAAUAAAGGGCUAUCGACGUCUGAUAUCACCAAAUUCUUGCUACGAUGCUUUUAUUGUGUAUGACACUAAAGACCCAGCAGUGACAGAGUGGGUUUUGGAUGAGCUGGUGGCCAAAUUGGAAGACCCAAGAGAGAAAUGUUUUAAUUUAUGUCUCGAGGAAAGGGACUGGUUACCAGGGCAGCCUGUUCUGGAAAAUCUUUCCCAGAGCAUACAGCUUAGCAAAAAGACAGUGUUUGUCAUGACAGACAAGUAUGCAAAGACUGAGAAUUUUAAGAUAGCAUUUUACUUGUCCCAUCAGAGGCUCAUGGAUGAAAAAGUGGACGUAAUUAUCUUGAUAUUCCUUGAGAAGCCCCUUCAGAAGUCCAAGUUUCUCCAGCUCCGGAAGAGGCUCUGUGGGAGUUCUGUCCUUGAGUGGCCAACAAACCCACAGGCUCAUCCGUACUUCUGGCAGUGUCUGAAAAACGCCCUGGCCACAGACAAUCACGUGACCUACAGUCAGGUGUUCAAAGAGACAGCCUAGCCCUUCUUUGCAAAAUGUGACUGCCUAACUUACCAAGGAGAGGCUCGGCUGCCUAGAUUGGCUCAUCCGUGUCCCACCAAAAGAGUGUUUUAAACUUUUCCAAGCCCUGAGAUUGCCCAUAUUGGAGAGGAGUCACCGAUAUAUGACAGAGGAACUGGAAAAUUGGGAUUUAUAUAAGCGUCAAGUCAUCUUUCUUAGCUCUCUCUGUCUCCAUUUGCAGUUGAGUCUCUGCCUUCUGCUCCUGUAUAAAAUACUGUUGGGAGAAGGGUGGCAAGUAGAGGACAUGGCACUUUGAUUCUCCUGGAAUUGUGAUUAUUACGUAAACACACAGUCACUAAAUUGAGAAGAACUGCAUUUCUACCCUUAAGAAGUACUGGUAUAUAUGGAAAUAGGGUAAAAAAAAAAUGCUCAGGGUCUACCUAUAUGACAUUAAAAUGCACCAGAGUUAAUUAGUGGGAAUAAACCAAAAACAAAAACAGUUAACUCCUCAACCAAUUGCUUGAGUGUAAUCUAGCACCCCCUUCUGUGCAGACUGAGUGUUGGCACCCAACAGGUGGUUGCUGCUCAAGUGCUCCUCGCUCGUUUCCCCUGGGCCUGUUAUUGGGUUCUGUGGGGAAAUAGAAACAUCUUUGCCAUUGAUGGACAUAGUCUACUUACAAAUGGGAGAAAAAUAAAGUGCUCUGCCUUUAUGCAAAAUGAUGCUCUUCACCUUUGAUGAUAAUUUACCUGCUUAAAUAUUGCUGUGGACUAAAUGUUUGUGCCCACCCCCAAAUUCAUAUGUUGAAAUCCUAACCCCCAAUAUGAUGGUAUUAGGAGGCGGGGUUUUUGAGAGGUGAUUAGAUCACGAGAGUGGAGCCCUCAUGAUGGGAUUACUGCCUUAGAAGAAGCAGCCAGAGGACUGAGGAUACAAAGAGAAGUGGGCAGUCCGCAAGCCACAAGAGGACUCUCACCAGAACCAGAUCGUGUUGGCACUCUGAUCUCAGACUUCCGUCCUUCAGACCUGUGAGAAAUAAAUGUUUGUUCUUUAAGCCACCCGGUUUGUGAUGUUUUGUUAUAGCAACCAAGCUAAGACAAAUAUUUUCAUCUGCAUUGAAAAGUACUGUAUCCAAAGAAGAAUUGCCUCAUCCAAUGAUCUUUCAAACUGCUUUGUUAACUAAUACUGUAUAUUUAUAAUCAUCUGAAAACUUGAUCCAUCAACAUUAGACGAUUUUGGUGGUAAACUCUGAAGAAGGACCCCAAGAGCGUGUAUUUAUUUAGAAUUAUCAGGCAGGGAUGACAACUGCAUGGAUUCCUUUAAAUUUGGGGGGCAGGGGGAGGAACAGAGGUUUAUCGACCUUAACACUGAGAAAGCCUCAGUCUUGAGCUUCGGCUUCACUACUCAAAAAAAGAACAGAAAGGACCAAGAUGUUCUGAAGGCACACCUUCCAAGUGGGUAUAAAUCUGCAUGAGUUCAAAGUUUGAAACGUGACCAAUGUGCUUUUAUUUCGUGAAAGAAGUUAUCUACAGAGGUGUCUGUGCCCUUUGGAAGAUAGUGUGUAAGGGUUCACAUCUGAGAGUAUGAGCUGGGAGAUACUGUAUUUUCCUCGUAUGUGGAAAAGCCAAAGGUUUUACUUUAAGGAUGGCUAUCAAUACACAGUAUAUAAAUUAUUUCCAAAGGACACAUAAUCAAUUAAUAAGAGUCACAAAUUCCCAAAUUAAUCUCUGGAUUGAAUAGAGCCAAUGAUCUGACAACCUCUAUAAACUUGAUUGUACUUCAUAGAUACCUUCUUCGGUGAAAACAAAGAUAGCAUCAUAAAAAUUGGCUUUGGCAUGAUAAACUUUCUUCUAUUAAAACACAUAAAUACAGGGACUUCCCUGGCGAUCCAGUGGUUAAGACUCUGUGCUUCCACUGCAGGGGGCACGGGUUCGAUCCCUGGUCGGGGAACUAAGAUCCCGCAUGCCACGAGGUGCAGCCAAAACACACACACACACACACACACAUAAGGUUUAAGCUAUUUUGGUGAUUCAUGAAGCACUUGAAGACACCUUAAAUAUAUGAAAUGGAUCAAGAGGAAGGGAAACUGAGAACAAUGCAACUCAGAAACCACAACGUAUUUAAACAUGAGAUUGUGUACAGUGGUUUGUUGUAAGAAAUGACCAAAAGCACUUCAACAGAUGGUCUUCAUUUUAAUUCCUUUGUAAUCUCGACAAGUCACUCUUUUAACCUCCUGACGGUCUUCUGUGGAGUCCUGUUCUAUUGGAGCCAUUCAUAGAUGGCACAGAUCAAAAGCCACCAACUCAGGCCACCAGGAGCGCAUGAUGGCUAGUUCUCCUGCCAAGCUCUGAGUGUCCUGCUCUCAGCUGACCCGCUUCUGGUUGGCGCUGCUCUAGAAGGGACUCCCGAUUCUCCAUAAAUCCCACUCUACCAUCAAGGGGUUCCCAACCUCUUUCAACCCUGAACCUGGCCAGGGUGUGUCCUUCCUCCUCGGAUAGAGGCUGUACCUCAGCAAGACUUGGGCAUCUGUUAGGAUCCAAGCCAAGGGAAGCAUUAGGCAGUUUCUUUUUCGGCUUUAGGCACCCACGGCAAGCCUCGUGUCCUACACAAGAAUGAACAGAAAGAGCCGUUGUUGCAGGUGGAUUCUUCUGUUCGGAAGCGGUGGUUUGGGAAUCAGAAUCACCGAAGGAGCUUGGAAACCAUGUGGUUGCAGGCCUCCACACCAGAGGUCCUGAUCUCUGGGACCCAGGACUCUGCAUUUCUGAAACUAGCCCAAGUGCUUCUGAAGCAGCUGCUCUGCAGAGCCCCGUUUGGGAAGGGCCACAUCUUCCUUUGGGAUACCAGGGACUGUUAACUCAGGGAUCACUUCAGCAAAGAAAGCCCGAACCCCCAGCUGGCAGAAGAUGAGCCUGAAAAGGACAAUGAAAAGGAGGAGACAGAGAGAGAAGAAAAACGAGGAGAGCAGUGUCUAAGAAAUCAAGGAAGCAAGGAUGAUGAGGACGGCGUCACGUGCCACUGAGAUGAAGAUGAGGACUGCAAAGUGUCCAUUUAAUUGAGAGAAAUGGAAGUGACCCUCGGGAAGCUUGUUAGAAAUACAGAGUCUCAGGUCCCCCCCCGAAACCUCCUGAAUCAGAAUCUACGUACGUUUGAACAAGAGCCCCAGGUCCCCAGGCGAUUCCUACACACGCAUUAAAGUCUGCUAACAGAGACUUAGGUCUUGAGCCAUGUCCAGGGUUUCACGGUAUGUCCACACACGGGAUUUCACUGCAGCCUUGAUGGGUUGAAGCCAUCUGCGGCCCUACGAGUGCAGUGGUGCUCAUUGACGCCAGAGGAAAGGGUCACAGCCAGCGCCUUGAGUGGCCCUCCCGGCCUACUGCGGGAAACAGCCUAGAGUUUGCCCCUGCCUUCACUUGUGCCUGAAUUCCUGAACCGAAGGCUCUGGAUUCAACCUUUCGAGG